AUGCUGGCGAUGUCAGGUCUCGGCCCGGGCUCGCAGCAAAGCAGCGGUAGCACUGUGGUGUCGAACGCUGUCGGCCGCUAUCGAAGACCGCCGUCGUCGGUGUCGAAUGGGCAACAAAGUGGCAGCAGUGGCACGAGUGACGAGCUUCGCUUCCGCAUCUCCAACAACAAUGGGCGGGUGUCGCGUUGCAGUUUACUGCGCAGUAACUUGAACUCGGAGAACAUUCUGGUCGAUUCGAGCGACUCGCAAGACUCAUCUCCUCCAGAAUGGUCUGCGGGUUAUUCCUGCGAGUCGGAUGACGAGAAAAUUUUGCAGCAAAAAUUGGAACGAGGCCAAGAAGAAAACAUUGCUGGAACGUAUUUUUCAAAAUCGACGCGACAAGCAAAACUUCUCGAGAAAGCCAGAAAGGAUUCACACGUGAAUGGACCCAGUUGGCGAGCAAACGGGUACAACAUUAAUCCGAUGGACUCGAUGCGAAAACCAACCAGACUGCAGGCAUUGCCGGAUUUGGACCGUGGCGGCGGAAUCAGGGCAACAAAAAAACGUUCCAGAGCAGGACUCAACACCCUCGACCUUAUAUGACCUGGAUUAUUUUACCAAUUUACCUGAUUGAUAAACCUGAACGUCCGGGAAAAAACGUUCUGAAAGUACCUGUGAUGAAAAUGCGGAAUUUAUUAUUUAAAAAAAUGAAGAAGAGCGUGCAGUAAAUGCAGCGACCUCGUUAUUUGAAGGUAUAUA
Molecule: messenger RNA, 738 nt
Organism: Notodromas monacha
Lineage: Eukaryota; Metazoa; Arthropoda; Ostracoda; Podocopida; Cyprididae
Source: the annotation of a GenBank genome assembly